UGCAGUCUUCCUUCAAUCCCAUAAAACAUCUACACCAAGCACUGACAGCACAGAGAUGUCGUCUGUCUCAGAGAUAACUGACUUUCUCUGGCGGCCCCCACGAAAAGAGCCAGGAGUUAAGAGGCGUCCACUUGAUCAGAGAGAUCCAGCAAAUCUUCAGUAUUAUCACAACUGGGGGUUCACAAUUUACCGGACACAUUAUAGUCCUAACUCCGAUAAGCAUUGGGCGACACUUAUUGAUUCAAUGACCCGACAAACUUACCUUGCACUCGGCUACCAUGAGAAUGAAAGAAUAUACCAGGAGGACCAGAGACAGAUAUGGGGCUUUUAUGCUGAAAAAAGCGACUAUGUGGACGACAUAGACCGAUUAAAGAAGCUGUUUCGUCUUACAAUGAGAGAAGACUCAUCAGUACUCGAUGGUCUCGACAUACCUCAAAUUCGUGAACUGUGUCGCAAGGAACUUCCGGAGGCCAGGAAGAAUAUAGAAGGGGCGAAAGCUUGCUUUGCCUUUGUCGCCGAUGAGGAAGUCUUGAACGAUAUCGCCCGUGGAGUGUUUGUGAUCAAGGUUGUUGGUUAUGAUUGGGACGAGGAUCGACUCGGGCAGGGCUGGAUGAGGAUCCCAACCGGCAAUGUGCUGACCUUUUGGGAGUCACUUUUACUCUGGGAAUCCAUUGACUCUGACCCUUACCGCGAGAUUAAGGAUCACUGGUUCGGAGAGGAGUCAAAAAGGUACACUUGGCCAGGCGACGCCUCCGUUUACCCAACUCACGGCUGUUCCGAAGCUCGAACUGCAUAUCCAGAAAUUAGGUCUACAUUUUCUCAGUUCAGGAUUGAUUAUUAGCUGGAAUUGGCUUAGAUAUCGAACAGCUGCAUUUGAAUUCUACAUCCUUUCUAAAUCAGAUCAAUACAGAAGAUCAAUCUCAACACGAUAGCUCUCAGCCUGAGCUGGUAUCCAUUUCGUCAUCAUCAUCCCUCCAAUCGA
Messenger RNA from Fusarium verticillioides 7600, 982 nucleotides. RefSeq lists its product as hypothetical. The transcript has a single exon. NCBI's taxonomy places the organism in Eukaryota, Fungi, Ascomycota, Sordariomycetes, Hypocreales, Nectriaceae. The record is from RefSeq and is a predicted model, not a curated record. The coding region runs from base 56 to 841 and encodes 261 amino acids.